Sturnus vulgaris (Common starling) is the source of this 2328-nucleotide messenger RNA. It is a transcript of the gene ANGPTL7, whose product is annotated as angiopoietin like 7. NCBI's taxonomy places the organism in Eukaryota, Metazoa, Chordata, Aves, Passeriformes, Sturnidae. Gene Ontology annotation, biological process: blood coagulation. The record is from RefSeq and is a predicted model, not a curated record.
CUCCACCUUCAGAGACUCACUUCAUUGGAAGCAAGGAAGGUACCAGGCUGCUGCAAGAAAUUUUAUACCUAUCCCAGCUGCACUCAGACUACUGCAGUCAGCUGGAAGGUUUCUGUUGCUGUAAGCAAAAAUGCCACUAAGACCCAGGGUUCAGCUGGCGUGGCUCUGCAUUGUCACUGUGUCCGUGGUGAUUUACCCAGCCCUGCUGCAGAAACCUCCCAAGAGGAGAACGAUCAAUGGGAAUGCACAGUCCAGGAUGGCAGGCUGCUGUGAGGACAUCAGCGAGCUCAAGCUGCAGGUGGCCAACCUGAGCAGAAUGCUGCAGGAGCUGAGCAAGAAGCAGGAAGGGGACUGGGUGAACGUGGUGAUGCAGGUGAUGGAGCUGGAAGGGAGCACCAAGCAGAUGGAGUCGCGCCUCAUCGACGCCGAGAGCAAAUACUCGGAAAUGAACAACCAGAUCGACAUCAUGCAGCUGCAGGCAGCUCAGACGGUCACACAAACAUCAGCUGUAGAUGCUGUUUAUGACUGCUCAUCACUUUACCAGAGGAACUACCGAAUUUCUGGGGUUUACAAACUACCUCCUGAUGAAUUUUUGGGAAUUCCAGAUCUGGAGGUGUUCUGUGACAUGGAGACAGAUGGAGGUGGCUGGACUGUCAUCCAGAGACGUAAAGUUGGUUUGACAUCGUUCAAUAGGGACUGGAAACAAUACAGGGAAGGAUUUGGCAAUAUUAGGGGGGAUUUUUGGCUGGGAAAUGAAAAUAUCUACCGACUGUCAAGACGCCCCACUGUGCUGCGAGUAGAGUUGGAGGACUGGGAAGGUAACAGCCGCUAUGCCCAGUACAGGCAGUUCACCCUGAGCAAUGAAAUCAACAGCUACCGGCUCUUUGUGGGCAACUACAGCGGCAACACGGGCCGGGACUCGCUGCGCUACCACAACAACACGGCCUUCAGCACAAAGGACAAGGACAACGACAAGUGUGUGGAUGACUGUGCCCAGUUCCGGAAAGGUGGAUAUUGGUACAACUGCUGCACAGAUUCCAACCUGAAUGGGGUUUAUUACCGCAAAGGAGAGCACACCAAGAGCAUGGAUGGCAUCACCUGGUACGGCUGGCACGGCUCCACCUACUCACUCAAGAGAGUGGAGAUGAAGAUCAGGCCAGAGGAUUUCAAACCAUAGAAGGAAGGAAUCAGCAUUGGAUUGCACAGCUACAUGAUGGCACCACGCAAAAGGUGGGCAAUGAACAGCCAAAUAAUUUUUCAUUUCAUCCAAUACAUGCAACAGCUGUGUACUGGUGAUGUACACAACUGUGACAUCAGUGACAGCCACCAGUAUUGUCAGGGCUCAGGCUUGUUUCCUCCUCUUCAGGCUCUUUCCAAAGGGAAAAAUAUUGUGUUAGAGUAGGUUAGAACUGAAUGCACUUAUAGCACCUUCAGAAAACCUAAGGGUGUGUUUUCACUAGCAGUGUGAUUACUGGUAGUGCCUUAGUAUUAUUAACCAGAUAGGCAGAGACUGAAAAGCAAAAGCCUCUUGGCUUCCUUUCCUUCAGUGUCUGGAGCAAGCACUGCUAAGCAACUCCUUUCAAGAAGUACUCAAACCACAAAAGUUAUAGACUCAUUUCAAUCCAGAGGAAUCAAUCAGAAGUGUCCCUGAUGCACCUUUCUUUAGUGUAUAGUAAGUGGCUUACUUUCCCACAGAAGAAAAAACCAAGCUCAAAAGUGUUGUGUUAAAUUAGCAUUGUGCAGAUUGUGCCCUGAAGUUUUACUGCCACCUCCUGCUGCUGCCUCAAAUAAUCCCCACUGAAGGCUGCCCUAACAGAUAGUAAUGCUGGAGGAGGAUUUGUCCCAUGGGCCCUCCAUGUUUACUUCUACCCACCCAGAUCACCUAAAUGUUGAUAAACCAGAAAAGCAACUUUCUGGGCUGUCCCCAAAUUACGUUCAGGUUAGGUUCAAAUUAGUUUCAGAACACAAACAUGCUGUAUGUCAGUAAGGCUGAGAAUGAACAGCAGGUUAACCAAAAAGUCCAGACCCAGCCAAAGAACUCAACUCCAACACUUAAGACCACUGCAUUCAUGAGCAGAACACUAGUACACACGAGAGAAUUCCCAAGUGCCAAAAGUUAUUUCAACAUAAGGGAAUGUUUGCUAGCACAGCAGACUGAGGAGUACCAAAAACUCUUUUGAAAACUAGCCCAGCUGGAAGUUACCUAGAGACAGACUGUCAGAAAUAGUACACUUCUCCCUCACAUAACACAGUGUUAAAGUUAACAGUUAAAAAAGAAUGAGACGACUCCUAUAACCCUACCAUUGUUCGAAUAUGUUGGAAAAGAUU